Ogataea parapolymorpha DL-1 is the source of this 1005-nucleotide messenger RNA. Its product is annotated as Protein GAT2. Gene Ontology annotation, molecular function: sequence-specific DNA binding; zinc ion binding. Gene Ontology annotation, biological process: regulation of DNA-templated transcription. The record is from RefSeq and is a predicted model, not a curated record. NCBI's taxonomy places the organism in Eukaryota, Fungi, Ascomycota, Pichiomycetes, Pichiales, Pichiaceae. The coding region runs from base 1 to 1005 and encodes 334 amino acids. The transcript has a single exon.
AUGCAAAAAAGAGAUCCCAACCACUUUAAUGUGAAGCUUCCUUCCUUUGACGAGCUGACAAAAACCUUCCCAAAACAGGACCCUCCCGGGCCGCCUGAGGCGCCCGGUACUUUCCACCGCCGCCUGCCGAGCCUGCAAACAGACUUCUAUCCCUCGUUUCAACAGAUGCAUUUGAGAAGCGGUUCUGACGUGGGAUACCUGGCGCAAGGUACGUCUGCCGCGAAUUUCGCCGUGCCUCCGCCGGCCAGCACGACGAGCUCUCUCGAGCCGAGCCCGCUGGGUCCGCCUGGCCCGCCGUCGGCGGUGAGUUACUCCAACCCUCCAUCAGCAGAAUAUAUUGUUCCUGAGCAGUUUCGGUUCCCGGCGGUAGACCCUAACCAGGAAUUCGCCGACAGGCUCCGCGGCGCGCAGCAGAACAUGAACGAGCUCAACCAGUUUAUGCAUCCACUCACACAGGCCACGACGCUGAACCAGCUGCCGCCCCUCUCUGAGCUGGAAAUCGACAGGGCCAUCAGAAACACCGACCAAAUGCGUAUUUUUCUCCAGUACAUACGCGGCCAACGCUCUCGAAAAUUCGCCGUGCGCAGCGAGCCGGAAAGCAUUCAUCGCACAACAGCCUAUCAAGACACAGCCAAGACCAAAGUUCAAGCACACCGCCCGACCAAGUCAGAGCCGUCCAUCAUGGGUGAGUCAGCGCUGCUAAGAGUGCAUCCUCCCAAGCCGCUUAUUGUCUCCGAAACUGAUACUGACCAGAUGCCUAAGUUUGUUCCGCAGGGAACUUUGCAACAGGAGCUGAGUGUGAAGCCGCGCACGAGGUGUCUUCACUGUGGAUCGAUCAAUACGCCAGAGUGGCGCAAGGGUCCUAACGGGACGCGGACCCUGUGCAACGCGUGCGGGCUAUUCCACUCGAAAUUGGUAAAAAAGCGGGGGCUUCAGGAGGCAGAAAUUAUCAUGAAGCGGCGCCGCGAGACAGGCAAGUCGACAGACCGCAGAAUCAACGAAUAA